Messenger RNA from Jatropha curcas, 1963 nucleotides. Its product is annotated as Putative adipose-regulatory protein (Seipin). Gene Ontology annotation, cellular component: endoplasmic reticulum membrane. The record is from RefSeq and is a predicted model, not a curated record. NCBI's taxonomy places the organism in Eukaryota, Viridiplantae, Streptophyta, Magnoliopsida, Malpighiales, Euphorbiaceae. Gene Ontology annotation, biological process: lipid droplet organization; lipid storage.
ACGUGACCCAUGAAAUAAACGAAAUUUAGCAUGAAACAGCAGUUCUACCCAAACCCGGAAAGAAAAACUCGGAUCCAAAAUUCUAUUACAAAAUUCCCCGUUUAACGCGAUCAAAAAAUGAAACCCUAACCCUAAUUCCUAUCUCAGAAAUCACAUUUCUGUUAAUUCUAUGGAGCCAUCAAAUGAGACCGACAAAUCUAAUCAAGAUGAAGAAGAUUCUUUCUUCGACGCGCUCGAGGACUUCCCGUUUCAUGACUGCGCCAUUGCAGAGGAAUCAGAGCAAUCCAUCUCAGACUCCAUUCUUAGUGAAUCCUCGCCGGAGAUUCCAAAUCCAGCCACCACCCUUCGGCGCCGGUCAACAUCUCAUCGUGGAAUCUCCGGUACCGAGUCCAAAGACUCCAAUUCGGAGUCCUCCUGUAUCAGUUCUGACAUUACCCAAAACGACGCCAAAACGAGAUACAAAGAGAAAAGGUACAAACUUUAUCGCGAUUUAAAGGAAAAUGAGAAGAAUUUAGACGUCAUCGAAUCAACUCGGUGGAACGGGGACCGAGUCGACUUAGUUGGCGUUACAAGCAAGGUGGACGAGGAUGAAAAUGAUGACCAGAAAAUGGAAUCCAAAGCUAGUGUUCCCGUUGGUAACUUGGUUGACGAGGCAGAUGAACUCGGAGACCCAUCUGCUGAAAAUUUGCUUGAAUUUGUUGUUGGAAUGUUGAUCAAGGCAGUUGGAUUUCAAGUUAAUUUGUUUGUUAGUUUUAUUACAUUUCCUAUAUGGGCUUUAUACAGCUCCUAUAUGUUAGUUGUUGAUCCAUUUGGAGUCAUGAGGCGAGGCAGAGGAUUCCUUAUGCAUAAAUUGGUUUGCCUAUGGAAUUCAAUUAGUGGGUUGUUGAGUCCAUUGAUGGUCGACUGGUUAAAGGAGCAAAAAUCAAUAUGGAAGCUAGUGUUGCGAUUUGGGUUGGGUAUUUUUUGGUCCUCAUAUGUCUGUAUCAUCUUGUUUGGAUAUUUGGUUUUUUCAAUUAUGAUUAGUGGCUUUUUGGUGAGAUAUUUGGUGGAGAAUCCAAUAGAGAUAAAGAACGAGUUAUAUUUUGAUUACACUGAGAGUAGGCCAGUUGCAUUUGUGCCAAUAAUGGCAUGUGGUGGCGUUGGAUGUGGUGGGGAUUGUGAAGAGAAGAGUUUGGGGCCAAGGGUUAUACCUCCUAAUCAUAAGCUGCAAGCUAAUGUUCUAUUAACAUUGCCAGAGUCUGCAUAUAACAGAAAUCUUGGGAUAUUUCAGGUUCGAGUAGACUUUCUGUCCGCUGAUGGUAAAACUCUUGCUAGCAGAAGACAGCCAUGUAUGUUAAAAUUCAAAAGUGAAACUCUCCAUGUUCUAUUAACUUUCUUUAAGCUCGGUCCUCUGAUUACUGGCUACCUGUCAGAAUCCCAAACUCUGAAAGUGAAGAACAAAGGCUUUGUGGAAGGAGAUGUGCCUACUUCCUGCCUAAAAGUGAUAAUUGAGCAACGAGCUGAAUACCGUCCUGGUGCUGGUAUCCCAGAAAUAUAUGAUGCAUCCCUUGUACUUGAAUCUGAACUUCCAUUAUUUAAAAGGAUUAUAUGGUGUUGGAAGAAAACCAUAUUUGUAUGGAUCAGCAUCGUGGUGUUUAUAAUAGAGUUGCUGUUUACUCUAAUCUGUUGUAGACCUGUAAUUAUCCCAAGAUCAAGGCCAAGAAAUGUUCCUGCUGUCUACGAUUCAACUCCAAACAGACUCCAAAGACUGAGUUGAUGUCAAGAUUUAUGUGCACUUCGAUGAUAACGGUGGAGUAAAGACAUCGCCUCCAACUGCAGCAAUAACCUUUUUGUUCACGUCAUUAACUUACAGCGUGGCAUUUGAUCAACUGUUUUAAUUAGCUGUACCAUAAUGUACAUAUUAUUACCAAUCAAAUGAAUAAUUUGCAUAUGUAUUCAUUUUACAUUCAAAAAAAAUUCCUCA